Tinamus guttatus (white-throated tinamou) is the source of this 1372-nucleotide messenger RNA. NCBI's taxonomy places the organism in Eukaryota, Metazoa, Chordata, Aves, Tinamiformes, Tinamidae. The record is from RefSeq and is a predicted model, not a curated record.
CUCCAAACGCUUGGAUACAUACAGGAAUGUCAAGUUCCUUAGCCCAAAAGUGCUGAAAUUUAGGAUGAACUCAAGGGCUGAUGAAAUUGAGAUGAUCAUGACAGACCUCGAAAGAGCAAAUCAGAGGGCAGAGGUGGCUCAGAGAGAGGCAGAGACCUUAAGGGAGCAGCUCUCGUCAGCCAACAAAUCUCUCCAACUCGCUACGCAGAUCCAGAAGGCACCUGAUGUGGAGCAGGCCAUCGAGGUGCUAACACGGUCCAGCUUGGAAGUGGAACUGGCUGCGAAGGAGCGGGAAAUUGCCCAGCUCGUAGAAGACGUCCAGAGACUCCAGGGCAGCCUCACCAAACUGCGGGAGAACUCCAGCAGCCAAAUCUCCCAGCUGGAGCAGCAGCUCACUGCCAAGAACAGCACACUCAAACAACUGGAAGAAAAACUGAAAGGACAGGCUGAUUAUGAAGAGGUUAAGAAAGAAUUAAAUAUAUUGAAAUCCAUGGAGUUUGCACCAUCUGAAAGCUCUGGUGCACAGGAUGCAUCUAAGCCCCUGGAGGUGCUGCUGCUGGAGAAGAACCGCUCCUUACAGUCUGAGAACGCCACGCUGCGUAUCACUAAUAGUGACCUGAGUGUGCGCUGCACGGAGCUGCAGAUCCAGCUCACGGAGGCAGCGGCCAUGGCGGGCCGGCCGAAAGAGCGGGGGGCCCUGUCGGCGAUGCGCCGCCCGGACGCGGAGGGUGCAGCCAUCCACAGCCUGGAGAAGAUUCCGGAGCCCAUCAAGGAGGCGACGGCUCUGUUUUACGGUCACCCGCCACCCCCCAGCACAUCAUUCCCGGAGGGGCAGAUGGACUCGCUCUUGUCCAUCAUCUCCAGCCAGCGGGAGCGCUUCCGCGCCAGGAACCAGGAGCUGGAGGGGGAGAACCGCAUGCUGCAGCACACGGUGCAUGCGCUGCAGAGUGAGCUGGACAGCCUGCGUGCUGACAACAUCAAGCUCUACGAGAAGAUCAAGUUCCUGCAGAGCUACCCUGGCCGGGGUGGCAGCAGGGACGACACGGAGCAGCGCUACUCCUCGCAGUACGAGGAGCGUCUCGACCCCUUCUCCUCCUUCAGCCGCAAGGAGCGCCAGAGGAAAUACCUGAGCCUCAGCCCCUGGGACAAAGCCACGCUGAGCAUGGGCCGGCUCGUCCUGUCCAGCAAGACGGCUCGCACCGUCGCCUUCUUCUACACGCUGCUGCUGCACUGCCUCGUGUUCCUGGUGCUCUACAAGACGGCCUGGAGCGAGAGCGUGGGCCGGGACUGCGCCGCUUUCUGCGCCAAAAAGUUCGCCGACCACGUGCACAGGUUCCACGAGAACGGCGACGCGGGCGACAUGUGGCAGUGA